AUGUCGAUCGAAAUCGAGUCCUCAGAUGUGAUCCGGCUCAUUAUGCAGUACCUCAAGGAGAACAGUCUACAUCGGGCGCUAGCCACCUUGCAGGAAGAGACGACUGUGUCUCUGAAUACAGUGGACAGCAUUGAGAGUUUUGUGGCUGACAUUAAUAGUGGCCAUUGGGAUACUGUUUUACAGGCUAUACAGUCUCUGAAAUUGCCAGACAAAACCCUCAUUGACCUCUAUGAACAGGUUGUUUUGGAAUUGAUAGAGCUCCGAGAAUUGGGUGCCGCCAGAUCUCUUCUGAGACAGACUGACCCCAUGAUCAUGUUAAAACAAACACAGCCAGAGCGGUAUAUUCAUCUGGAAAACCUCUUGGCCAGGUCUUAUUUCGAUCCUCGGGAGGCAUACCCCGAUGGCAGUAGCAAAGAGAAGAGAAGAGCAGCCAUUGCCCAGGCCUUAGCUGGGGAAGUCAGCGUGGUGCCUCCAUCUCGUCUCAUGGCUUUGCUGGGUCAGGCAUUGAAGUGGCAGCAGCACCAAGGAUUGCUUCCUCCUGGCAUGACCAUAGAUCUGUUCAGAGGCAAAGCAGCUGUCAAAGAUGUCGAAGAAGAAAAGUUUCCUACACAGCUGAGCAGGCAUAUUAAGUUUGGUCAGAAAUCACAUGUGGAGUGUGCUCGAUUUUCUCCAGAUGGUCAAUAUCUGGUUACUGGGUCCGUUGAUGGAUUCAUUGAAGUAUGGAACUUUACAACUGGAAAAAUCAGAAAGGAUCUUAAGUACCAGGCGCAGGAUAACUUUAUGAUGAUGGAUGAUGCUGUUCUCUGUAUGUGCUUCAGCAGAGAUACAGAAAUGUUAGCAACUGGUGCCCAAGAUGGAAAAAUCAAGGUAUGGAAGAUUCAGAGUGGGCAGUGUUUAAGGAGAUUUGAAAGGGCUCACAGCAAAGGUGUCACCUGUCUAAGCUUCUCUAAGGACAGCAGUCAGAUCCUUAGUGCCUCUUUUGACCAGACAAUUAGAAUUCAUGGUUUAAAAUCUGGAAAAACCCUGAAGGAAUUCCGUGGCCACUCCUCCUUUGUCAAUGAAGCGACCUUCACACAGGACGGACAUUAUAUUAUCAGUGCAUCCUCUGAUGGCACUGUAAAGAUCUGGAACAUGAAGACCACAGAAUGUUCAAACACCUUUAAAUCCUUGGGCAGCACUGCUGGGACAGACAUCACUGUCAACAGUGUGAUCCUGCUUCCUAAGAACCCAGAGCACUUUGUGGUUUGCAAUAGAUCCAACACAGUGGUGAUCAUGAACAUGCAGGGACAGAUUGUCAGAAGCUUCAGCUCCGGUAAGAGAGAAGGUGGUGACUUUGUGUGCUGUGCCCUCUCCCCCCGUGGCGAAUGGAUCUACUGUGUAGGGGAGGACUUUGUGCUCUACUGCUUCAGCACCGUCACUGGCAAGCUGGAGAGAACGCUGACAGUUCACGAGAAGGAUGUGAUUGGUAUUGCACAUCACCCUCAUCAGAACCUGAUUGCUACUUACAGUGAAGAUGGAUUGCUAAAGCUUUGGAAACCCUAA
Messenger RNA from Rangifer tarandus platyrhynchus (Svalbard reindeer), 1542 nucleotides. NCBI's taxonomy places the organism in Eukaryota, Metazoa, Chordata, Mammalia, Artiodactyla, Cervidae. The record is from the annotation of a GenBank genome assembly.